CCGGGCGCCCAGCAGCGCCCGACUGGGAAGUAAAGAGCCGCUCUUGCCUUUUCUUUUUCCGCUGGUCUCCCCCCUCUCCUCCCCCCUCUCCCUCUCCGGCGCCCCGCGUCUAAGGCGGAAUACGCUCAGUGUCGACGGCAGCACGGUGGAGCUCAGCGAUGCCACAGAACUGAGGAGAGACUCGUACAAUAUGGAGUCUGGAGAGCGGCUGGCCUCCCCGUCGUCAGCCCAAUCCUCCCUUCACAUGGCCUCCUCUUCAGCCAGCUCCUCCCCAGCCCCUGCCCCUGCUCCACCCCAGACACCCUCCGCCAAGUGCAGCCCGGCCCCAGGCCCCACAAGCAACUCCCCUCUAGCAACCUGUGGCCAUUUGUUCCGGAUGGCUGGCGAUCAACAUUUCAACAUGUCAGGUAUCUCCAGUGCAUUUCCUUUGGUCGGCCAUCCAGCUUUCGGGCUGUAUGCGGGAAACUCGGGCCGUUCCGAGUUUGGAGGCCUGGGGAGCCUUGGUGUGUCUGCUGCCUUAGUUGCUCAUUCCCAGCUCGGUACGUUUCCAGAAUGGUGGCGGGCAUCUGAGGCGCAUGCCAGGGGAGCAGCAGCCUUUUUCCCUCCACUCCUGGGUCUCCCUCCCUUAUUUGCACCACCCUUCCCAAGCCAUGAUCCAGCUCACUUCCAGUCACGGACCCCAAGCAAGAAUGGACGAGCACCUGCCAAAGUUUCAGUAGGAGUAAAUGGAUUGGUGAAUGGUGGCAGUAUUUCUUCCUCCUCUGUUGGAAACGCCACUGAAAACGCCACUCCAUUUCCAGCAAAGGGAACUGCAGAGAAAACCAAAGCUACCAAUGGCAGCAGCGGCAAUCACAACAGCAGCCAGGACAUGGGCCAAGUGCAACAGAAGACGGUUCAGAAAAUGAAAGAAAAGAAGCUCAACAAGAAACUGGUGGACACCUCAAGCAUGAGUGACAGCCAAUCUGGAUCCUCCUCCGAUAGCUUCAGUGAUGGUGAGAGUAGCAGUGACCUCGACGACCUGGAAGCAGAGGAGGAUGACAUUGAUGAAGAUGAUGACGAUCAGAGCAACGACACGGAGGACUCCGAUUUGGAGAAGGAGAGCCAAGGGAAACGGAAAAUAAAGGGACUGACCCAGACCACUGCCGGGAGGAAAGAAACCAGACCGUACGCCGCUGAGGGAAGUACGACUCAAGACACAAAGGGCCCUCUGGCUCGUCAGCUUCGUGACCUGAUUCCUCCAUCUUCCUCCUACCUCUGCUCAUCAUCCUCACUCCCUGCAGCCUUACUGUUCCAGAGCCCCAGGGCCAGAGGGGAGGAAGGCAAGCAGCACACCAGUGUCAUCCAGGCCACAGGGCUGGCAGCCAGCAGCAAGCCUCUGGCAGUGGUCUCGCAGUCCCACAGGGAGACCUCACCUGCACCCCACUCGCCCAAACCAUUCACUGUCGCCUCCUCGCCAGUGCACCUCCCCUUUUCAUCCUCACCCAAACACUUUACCCCAUCUGUCUCGCCAAAGCACCUCUCUCAUUCUUCAUCACCACGACAUAACCCCCUCUCAUCCUCUCCUAAGCCGCUCUCCCUGUGUUCGUCGCCCAAACCCUUGUGCCUCUCCUCCUCACCUAAGCCUCCUUCCCUCUCCUCCUCACCCAAACCACCAACACUCUCGCCCUUACAUAAAACCAAGUCCUCCUCACCCUUACCACCAACACUCUCGCCCCUACAUAAACCCAAGUCUUUGGCAUCCCCUCCCAAGCAUACGCGGCUUGUUGAUGGCAUGAAGGCAGGCGGCAGGAAGUUCCUGGAUGAAACGUCAUUACACAUGAGCAGUUUUAAAUUGAAGCAGCCCUUCCUCCCCCAGGACUCCUUCAACCUGGCUUUCCCUCUGCCACUUACAAACCAGGACUCAUACAAAGGUCACCAAAAGUCAGCUUUCUCGUCAUCGUCACUGCCGCCCCCAAAACUGUCUCCAGAGAUGCCAGGCAGCCACAUGACACCUCCUCCACACAGCAGUCACACCAACUUGUUCCUGAAUCACCACCCGAACGGCAUCGUCCAUGGCGCCGUUCAGGAUGCCCCCUUGGCUCUCAUCACCAAGCCGCGCAGCCACAGCAGAACCCUGAGCAGCAAACCCCUUCUGGCAGCCACCAGCCCUCCCUUCCCCAUGCCGAUCAACCUAAGCACUGGCACCAAGGAGCCCACAGUCUGCUCUGCAACCCCUUCGAAAGCUUCUACCUCACUGGAUCUGGCCCACCGUCCCGGGAAGAACAAGACUCCCAAGCUUGUCCACUGCGAGAAAAGCCGCCUUAAAACCACCGUGUCCCGCCCCCAAGUAGACCUUGUCAAAAGCACAGAGUCUGACAUCCCCAGCAGCAAAGACUCUGACGACUCUUUAGGAGAUGAUGAUGAUGAAGACGAUGAAGACAAUGAUGAAGAUUCUGAUGGCAGCCUUUCGGAGUGGGAGAGUAAUCUGGAGAGCGACUCUGAUGGCUCCGAGGAUGAUAUGAAGGGGCGUGAUGAGACCGAGACAGACACUAACGCAGAGAGGGUGCCCCCUAAACCAAGCAAAGCCUCUCUCGCGUUCCACAGCUCCUCAUCCAGCAUCCUGGACAGCUGCUGCCCCCUCAACCUGCAGGUCAUCAAACCCCCCAGCCUGCCGGCCUUCGCCAUGGCAGAAAAGUCAGCGGCCUUGGCCUUCCACAGCACAACCCCCUCCUCCUCCUCAUCCUUCCCACUCGUCACUCCACCUGGAUCAGGGAAGAGGAGGAGGGUAACGGAUGAGCGAGUGCUGCGACUGCCUCUUGAGUUUGGCUGGCAGAGAGAGACCCGCAUCAGAGCUGUGGCAGGCCGUCUUCAAGGAGAGGUAGCUUAUUAUGCUCCGUGUGGGAAGAAGCUACGCCAGUAUCCUGAUGUAAUGAAGUACUUAUCCAGGAAUGGAAUAACUGAAAUCUCACGGGACAACUUCAGCUUCAGUACAAAAAUUAAAGUUGGUGACUUCUAUGAAGCCAGAGAGGGACCUGAGGGUUUACAGUGGUUCCUGCUGACUGAGGAGGAAAUUAUUCCCAGUAUCAUAGCAAUGGAUGGGAGGCGCAGCCGUCACACCAAGCCUGACUACCAGCAGGCAGGUGAUGGCACCGGGGCCAAGAGCAGGAGGCAUCCUCCAAAUGUUGGUGAAACCAAUGUCCAGGAUGCCAGUGACGCCAAACUUCUCCGUAAACUGGAGGCUCAAGAAAUUGCACGACAGGCAGCUCAGAUCAAAAUGAUGAGAAAGCUCGAAAAGCAGGCCAUGGUGCGAGCAGCCAAGGAGGCAAGGCGGCAACAAGCAAUUAUGGCUGCCGAGGAGAGACGGAAAAAGAAGGAGCAGAUAAAGAUUUUCAAACAGCAGGAGAAGAUCAAGCGCAUUCAGCAAAUUCGUAUGGAAAAAGAACUCCGUGCACAGCAAAUUCUCGAGGCGAAAAGGAAAAAGAAGGAAGAAGCAGCCAAUGCCAAAAUAUUGGAAGCUGAGAAACGAAGCAAGGAGAAAGAGCUGCGGCGACAGCAGGCCGUUAUUUUGAAGAACCAGGAGAGAGAAAGACGCAGACAACACAUGAUGCUGAUGAAAGCUAUGGAGGCCCGUAAGAAGGCAGAGGAGAAAGAGCGUCUGAAGCAGGAGAAGAAGGAUGAGAAACGGUUAAAUAAGGAGAGGAAAUUGGAGCUUAGACGACUGGAGCUGGAAAUUGCCAAGGAGCUGAAGAAGCCAAAUGAAGACAUGUGCUUAGCAGAUCAUAAGGAUCUUCCAGAAUUGUCCCGCAUCCCUGGCCUGGUCCUAACAGGAGCUACUUUCUCAGACUGCCUGAUGAUCCUGCAGUUCCUGCGCAGCUUUGGCAAAGUGCUUGGCUUUGAUGUGAACGUGGAUGUGCCCAACCUGAGCGUUUUGCAAGAGGGGCUGCUCAACAUUGGGGAGAGCAUGGGCCAGGUGCAGGACCUACUUGUUCGCAUGCUCUCCACAGCCGUGUGCGAUCCCGGUCUGCCUCCAGGACACAGGGCAAAGACUGCUUUGGGGGACCACCUGACUAAUGUUGGGAUCAACCAGGAGAAUGUGUCCGAGAUCCUGCAGAUCUACAUGGAGGCUCACUGUGAGCAGACAGAGCUGGCUGAGCUGGCCCUCAGCCUGAAGACCAAGGCUUUCCAGGCCCAUACUCCCUCACAGAAGGCCUCCAUGCUAGCCUUCCUGGUCAAUGAGCUGUGCUGCAGUAAGGCCGUGGUCAGUGAGAUUGAUAAAAACAUAGAUCAGAUGACCAACUUAAGGAAGGACAAGUGGGUCAUCGAGGGCAAGUUCCGCAAACUGAGGUGUAUCCAUGCAAAGCGGACAGGAAAGAGAGAGAACAGCACGGGGGGAGAAGACAGCCAGACCCUCGGCACCCCCAACGCUGGACGCAAACGAAAAAGGAGAGACGGGGACAGUGAAGACGACGAGGACGAAGACGAUGACAGCGAGGACCAGGGCGAUGAUGACGAUGAGGAAGAGGAGGAUGGAGGAGGAGGAGGAAAGAAAGGGAAGAAAGUAGAAACCUGCGAGGAUGAGGAUGAUAGUGACCAGACAACCACCGUGGAGGAACUGGAGAAACAGAUAGAGAAAACAUUCAAGCAACAAAGUCAGGUUAGGCAGAAGCUAUUUGAGAUGUCCCACUCUCUGCGCUCCAUGAUGUUUGGCCAGGACCGCUACAAGAGACGCUACUGGGUGCUGCCACAAUGCGGGGGCAUCUUUGUUGAAGGCAUGGAUACUGGAGAAGGGUCUGAUGAGCUAGAAAAAGAAAGAGAAAGACAAAGAACUUUCCAGGCAAUCCAGGUGAAAGAGGAGCUGCAGGAGGGUGAGGAGAAGCCAGUGGUUGUCAGCCCAGCACGGAGCACAGACCGAGACACUGCCACACCAGAGAGCCAGCAGGGCAACCUCUUCCUCCAGAAACCCAGCUCCUUCUCCAAACUCAGCACGCUCCUAGAGGUGGCCAAGAUGUCCCCAGACUCGGACAACAGUCAGAACAGCUAUUCUGCCAAGAUCCCUGUCACAGCACCUUCCCCCUCCCACCUCAUGGCUCAGACAACCCUACCCUGCAGUUCCCCGGCUGCUCCCUCUCAGCUAGCUCUGGCAGCCAAGCUAGACACCUCUGCGCUGUCUCUCCUCGGCACACCCUACCUCACCAGCAGCCAGGGGAUCACCUGCAGCCCUCAGUCAACCCUCUCCAACGACCAGCUCUUCAGGAUGCUGACUGAGAAGAGUGGCCACUGGUUUAGCCUGCUGCCUCGCUCUCCCUGCGAUGAGUCUUCAGUCACCUCAGGCUCCACCACUCCCGCCCCCUCCUCCUCUCCCCAGUCCUCCACCACCACAAGGCCCAAGUCCCCGUUCUCCCUCUCCCACAGCCCCCUAGUCAGAGGCAGCCCCAGCAGCUCUUCUGGGAUCCAUAAGCAGCCAUUGUCUGCCAUGCAGCAUGUGAAGUCUGGUGUUCAUCAGAUGGGGUUGCCCUUCUUCAGCUGGCCCAGCGGGGUGAUGAGCCCCAACCUGCCCUUCCCUGGCAGUCCUCUACCCCCCAUGCUGGCUCCUGCCUACCAGCAUACUGAGGGUAAUGGCAAUGGGAAUGACAACCCCUUCCUGGGAAAUGGUGUCACUACCAGCAAGUGUGAGACCCCAGAGCCCACUUGCGACAAAGCUCCCUGUGGUGCCCAGUCUCCUGCUGUGGAUGUGGCCAAGACCCAGGACCACCCUUGUCCUCAGCCCAUCCCUGAGGAUAUGCUGUGUGGCUGGUGGAGAGUGUCUGACAUGCGGGAACUGCAUGCUCUGGUCAAGGCCCUUCACAGCCGAGGCAUAAGAGAGAAGGCCCUGCAGAAAACGCUGCAGAAACAUAUGGAGUACAUGGCCCAGGCCUGUGCCAGGAGCAGGGAUGUGGCAGUGAUUGAUGUGGCCGAGCUGGAGGAGCAACAGGUAAACGAGGAGACUGUUGAGAACUGGUGUGUAGAGGAGCAAGCUAUGGAGGUGGACAUUGGCCUGUUGCAGCAGGUGGAGGAGCUGGAAAGGAAAGUCACCUCCGCGAGCUUGCAGGUCAAGGGCUGGAUGCACCCUGAGCCCCAGUCAGAGAGAGAAGAUCUGGUAUAUCAUGAGCACAAGCCCUUCUCCUCCCUGGGUGUGGAGAGAGAGGCCAGCCGGGACAGACAGCCUGGCAAUGUGGUGCGGCGGCCCAACAAUCCCCUAGAUAUAGCUGUUACCAGGCUGGCAGAGUUGGAAAGGAGCAUUGAGCGAAGGUACCUGGAGAGCCCUUUAAGUACCACCAUUCAGAUCAGACUGGAUAAUGUGGGGACAGUCACUGUGCCUGCUCCUGCACCAUCCACUAGUCGUGUUGGUGAUGGUGGUGAGGAGGAUCUUGCUCCAGGGAUGAGACUGUGGCGGAAAGCGCUUGGCGAGGUCCGAAGCGCAGCUCAGCUGUCCCUUUGCAUUCAUCAGCUGCAGAAGUCCAUCGCUUGGGAGCGAUCCAUCAUGAAAGUGUAUUGCCAACUAUGUCACAAAGGGGAUAAUGAAGAACUGCUGUUACUUUGUGACGGCUGUGACAAAGGCUGUCACACAUACUGCCAUAAACCCAAGAUCACCACAAUACCUGACGGUGACUGGUUUUGUCCUGCUUGCAUAGCAAAGGCGAGCGGUCAGUCCCCCCAGAGUAAGAAGCAGCAGAGCCGCGCAGCUGGAGGGGGGAAGAAAGGCACCGAGGUGAAACGAAACAAGAAGCUGUCUGUGCUGGGGGAGCUCUCCGAGGACGACGCUGCCACUGCCAGCCCCAGCACCAGCAUCAGCAGUACCACCAGUAGCAGUAGUAGCGCCAGCAGCGGCAUGCCAAAAAAAGGUACCAAGGAGUCCAAAAAGAGGAAAGGCGAGGAGAGCCCACCCAAAAACCAGCACAAGCAGGAGAGCCCUGCCUCAAGUGCAAAAAAAGCCAAAACAGCAAAAGACAAUAAUGCCAAGGACCUGGCGAUGUGCAGGCUGCUCCUGGCUGAGCUGGAGGCCCACCAGGAUGCCUGGCCCUUCCUCACCCCAGUCAACCACAAAGCUGUCCCCGGUUACAAGAAAGUCAUCAAGAAGCCCAUGGACUUCUCCACCAUCAGGGAAAAGCUCGUCACCAACCAGUACCUAAACCUGGAGACAUUCAUUAUUGACGUCAACCUGGUUUUUGAUAACUGUGAAAAAUUUAACGAAGACCAUUCUGACGUUGGACGAGCGGGUCACAGCAUGCGGCGGUUCUUUGAGAAGCGCUGGACUGAACUGUUGAAGCUAACGUUGUAGAGGAGCUUCAGCU
This is a messenger RNA of Lampris incognitus (smalleye Pacific opah), 7310 nucleotides long. RefSeq names its product bromodomain adjacent to zinc finger domain protein 2B-like. NCBI's taxonomy places the organism in Eukaryota, Metazoa, Chordata, Actinopteri, Lampriformes, Lampridae. The coding region runs from base 191 to 7297 and encodes 2368 amino acids. The record is from RefSeq and is a predicted model, not a curated record. Gene Ontology annotation, molecular function: protein binding; DNA binding. The transcript is spliced from 37 exons.